Molecule: messenger RNA, 2273 nt
Organism: Sarcophilus harrisii (Tasmanian devil)
Lineage: Eukaryota; Metazoa; Chordata; Mammalia; Dasyuromorphia; Dasyuridae
Gene: CCDC106
Product: coiled-coil domain containing 106
Exons: 3
Coding region: 15-1130 (371 amino acids)
Cellular component (GO): nucleoplasm
Source: RefSeq, a predicted model, not a curated record
GCCGAGGCUGCGUCAUGAACGAGCGGAACGGCCGGAGGCGGACAAGUGAGCAGCCCCUUCCUUCCCCCGGGACUCCACCACGGGCGGCGCGGGGAGGGGGCGGGUGGUGCCAUUUCAGCGUCCCGGGCCGAGGUUGGGGAGGAGGAGGAGGCGGCGGCCGAGACGUCGGGAGGUCGGAAGCUUUUCCCGAUCCCACCUUCCCUUCCCUUCCAGUGAAGAAGGAUGAGGAGAGCUUUGAGAUCUCCAUCCCAUUCAACGAGACCCCUCCUCUAGAGUCCCCCCAGAUCUUCUACGGCCUGAGUCCUCCCCAGGGCAGCUUCGAGGAGCCCCCGGAGCCCACAUCCCCCACCCUGGCGCUGAUGAAUAGCGUGAAAACCCAGCUGCACAUGGCCUUGGAGCGGAACUCCUGGCUGCAGAAGCGCAUCGAGGACCUGGAGGAAGAGCGGGACUUCCUGCGCUGCCAGCUGGACAAGUUCAUCUCCUCGGCCCGCAUGGACGCAGGUAGUGGGCAGGCCAGGGGCUCCGGCCGGCCGAGGCUCGGCUCCUCCCCCGCCACCCUUCGGGAGAGAGCCAUCUCUCUCCUUGUCUCUUUCCCAUCCCCAGAGGACCACUGCCGGGGCAAACCCGGGCCCCGGCGGGCAGAGGGCACAGAGGGCCGCGGCGGAGGGGAGGCCUCCGACCCAGAGUCAGCGGCCUCAUCCCUCAGCGGCUGCUCGGAGGAGGGGGGCUCUGCCGAGAGGAAGCGCCAGAAGCAGAAGGGGGGCGCCGGCCGCAGGAGAUUCGGGAAGCCCAAGGCCCGCGAGAGGCAGAGGGUGAAGGAUGCCGACGGGGUGCUGUGCCGCUACAAGAAGAUCUUGGGCACUUUUCAGAAGCUGAAGAGCAUGUCAAGGGCCUUUGAGCACCACCGGGUGGACCGCAACACGGUGGCCUUGACCACGCCUAUUGCCGAGCUGCUCAUCGUGGCGCCCGAGAAGCUGGCCGAGGUUGGCGAGUUUGACCCGUCCAAGGAGCGGCUGCUGGAAUACUCCCGCCGCUGCUUCCUGGCGCUGGACGACGAGACGCUGAAGAAGGUGCAGGCUCUCAAGAAAAGCAAGUUGCUGCUGCCCAUCACGUACCGCUUCAAGCGGUGAUCCCGAUUCCCGUCCCCAGAUUCUCCCAGAGCCAGCUGCCAUCUGUCACCUGCCUUUUGUCCCUUCCGUCCUGCAUCCUCAGCCUGGAGGCUCUUGGGCCUGGAUGCCCAAGGCAGCCGGGGCCCAUCCCCGUCCGUUGGUGGAGAGAUCCCACAUGGACCAUCACAUUUCCAUCACGUUUCUCCUGUCUGGAUCCACCCCCCCAUCCCCCAGCCGUUAGCCUUCAGGUGCUGCCUCCCCUUCCCAUUUGGCUGCUUCAGGCGGCCCCUCCAGGGUCCCACUCUAUGACUCUGCUUCCCCUCUAAGCAGGUUUUUCAAGCGACAAUCCUGUUCCCUGUGCUCUCGAGGUGUCCUCCAGAGGCAGCAGCUGGCUCGGGUCCUAUGCUCACGGGGCUCCUGUCCGCCCCUUCUCACCAGGGAACCCCUCAUGGCCCAAAAUGGUUCUUCUGUCCCAGGACCGAUAGGUCAUUUACCACUGUACCUUGCCGGACCAGGCCCCUUAGUGGUGGCCCUCGAGGAGCCCCACCAAGCCCCAGAUCUUGGGUGGGAUUCUGCCCCUCCCUGUCCUCCCUUCCGCACCCUCCCCCCCAGCAAGGAUGCGUGUGUGUGUUUACGCGAUGUUCCAGGGGGUGAGGGUGGGUCUUGCUGGCUCCCCUGGGGGAGCCAGUGUAUCUGUAUGUAUAUAUCACCUUCCAUGCUAUCGGCCUCAGUUUCCCAACCCCGGCCCCGGUUUGCGUUCCUUGAUUCUGAAUCGGAUCUCCUCGUCCCCAACGCAAGCUGAGGUGCCAGGGCGUUCUGCAGGGGUUCCCCCAGCGGCCAGGCUCGGGUGCAUUUAGAGUCCCGGCUUCUUCUCACUGCUCUGGCUAGGACUCCCCUCCCCUCCCUUCCCUUCCCUAGGCCGGUUUGCUUCUGCGAGACCUUGGAUAAGUCCUUUCCGCGCUGGGUCUCCGGGGCCUGGCCUCCCGCUCCCGCUCCCGCUCCCAGCGCCGGGUGGGGGGGGCCGGCCCUCCCCCCCUUCCCGGGAGGGGGCGGGGACUAAGAAGGGGGCGCUCCCUCCCCGCAGCUCCCUGAGGCGCCCGGGAUCAACAGAAAUGAAUUAUUCACAGAGUUUAAAUUAAAAGUUAACCAGCAGAUUUGGAAUAA